Athene cunicularia (burrowing owl) is the source of this 4084-nucleotide messenger RNA. RefSeq names its product retinoid X receptor alpha (gene RXRA). The record is from RefSeq and is a predicted model, not a curated record. Lineage: Eukaryota; Metazoa; Chordata; Aves; Strigiformes; Strigidae. Gene Ontology annotation, molecular function: zinc ion binding; retinoic acid-responsive element binding; nuclear steroid receptor activity. Gene Ontology annotation, cellular component: nucleus; RNA polymerase II transcription regulator complex. The coding region runs from base 75 to 1391 and encodes 438 amino acids. The transcript is spliced from 10 exons. Gene Ontology annotation, biological process: retinoic acid receptor signaling pathway; positive regulation of transcription by RNA polymerase II; response to retinoic acid.
UGACAACGGGCUCGCGAGAUUUCUCCAACCAAGUCAAUUCGACAUCCCUGAACUCUCCCACGAGCCGAGGGCCCAUGGCCACCCCGUCCCUCCACCCGUCCAUUGGGCCGGGCAUCGGCUCUUCGCUGGGCUCCCCGGGCCAGCUCCACUCGCCCAUCAGCACCCUGAGCUCGCCCAUCAACGGCAUGGGACCUCCGUUCUCCGUCAUCAGCUCCCCCAUGGGCCCACACUCAAUGUCCGUCCCCUCCACCCCCAGCCUGGGAUUCGGCACCAGCAGCCCGCAGCUCAACUCGCCCAUGAACUCAGUUAGCUCAGAAGACAUUAAGCCACCCCUGGGGCUCAAUGGAGUCCUCAAAGUGCCAGCACAUCCCUCAGGAACGAUGGCCUCCUUCACCAAGCACAUAUGUGCCAUCUGCGGGGACAGAUCUUCAGGUAAACAUUACGGGGUUUACAGCUGCGAGGGCUGCAAAGGCUUCUUCAAGCGCACGGUGCGGAAAGACCUCACCUACACGUGCCGCGACAACAAGGACUGCUUGAUCGACAAGCGCCAGCGCAACCGCUGCCAGUACUGCCGCUACCAGAAGUGUCUGGCCAUGGGGAUGAAGCGAGAAGCUGUCCAGGAGGAGAGGCAGCGGGGGAAGGACCGCAACGAGAACGAGGUGGAGUCAACAAGUAGCGCCAAUGAGGACAUGCCCGUGGAAAAGAUCUUGGAAGCUGAACUCGCAGUGGAGCCAAAGACAGAGACGUACAUCGAAGCAAAUAUGGGCUUGACGCCGAGCUCGCCCAAUGACCCGGUGACGAACAUAUGCCAAGCAGCAGACAAACAGCUCUUCACCCUGGUGGAGUGGGCCAAGAGGAUCCCCCACUUCUCCGAGCUGCCCCUGGACGACCAGGUCAUCUUGCUCAGAGCAGGGUGGAACGAGCUCCUAAUCGCCUCCUUCUCGCACCGCUCCAUCGCCGUCAAAGACGGGAUCCUCUUAGCCACGGGGCUCCACGUGCACCGGAACAGCGCGCACAGCGCUGGCGUCGGGGCCAUCUUCGACAGAGUACUGACAGAACUCGUGUCAAAGAUGCGAGACAUGCAGAUGGACAAGACAGAGCUAGGCUGCCUGCGAGCCAUUGUCCUCUUCAACCCUGACUCGAAAGGUCUCUCCAACCCGGCUGAAGUGGAGGCGUUACGGGAGAAGGUGUACGCGUCGCUAGAGGCAUACUGCAAACACAAAUACCCCGACCAGCCCGGGAGGUUUGCAAAGCUCUUGCUCCGUCUCCCAGCCCUCCGGUCCAUCGGCCUGAAAUGCCUGGAGCACCUCUUCUUCUUCAAGCUAAUAGGCGACACACCAAUUGAUACCUUCUUGAUGGAAAUGCUGGAAGCGCCCCAUCAAAUGACUUAGAGAACUGCUGCUGGGUCAGUCCCUCGCCCGGCCGGGGUCUCGCAGGGACCCUUCCUCUGCUUUCCUCCGCUGCCGCCCCAGCCCAUCCCUCCCUCCUCUCCCCAGCGCUGGAGGCACCGUCUGAUCUGGGGCGACCCCCUGCCGUCCUUGCCUCCUCGUCACCUUCUCCCUUGUCUGUUUGCUGUCACUGCUGCAUCUCAAGACCUGCUCGCUGGUCCCCUGCGCUAGAUGUAGAGAAGUGGGAGCGGAGAGAGCUUGCCACCCGCCGCCCUGGCUCGCACCUCUGCCCCGGCCCCCGCCGUGCCAUGAGUUUUGGGGUGAGCCGCCGGCUGGGCUUGGCAUCACCCUGCGUGCGUGCAGGGAUGGGGACGGUCCCAGCCCUUGGGGCAGUGGGGUUUGGACAAGCCGAGGGGAGUGGUUGAACUUGCCGGAUUGCAGCUGGCUAUUUUCAGAGGAUGGAGUUUUUGAAAAAGAGAAGAAAAAAAAAAAAAAGAGAAAAAAAAAAGAAUUCUAUUUUUGGUUUGUAACUAUUAUUAGUAGUCUCGGUAGUUACUUCGCGGAGGGAGAGGCGGGCUGGAGAGGCGGCCCGGCCCGUGCCCUGCAAAUGAGUCACCCGUGGCUGCACAGAGCCUUCUCCUUUCAGUUAAAAGCAGAGGAUUUGGGAUUGAGCUGAAUCCCCCCCAAAUAACGAGGCGACUGGUGGCACAGGGAGCCCGGGCACCCUCUCACCCUCUGUGCCGAACAGCAGCACCUGAAAAAUCCCCUUUUGCCAUCCCAGAGGGCAGCCGGGCAUCGCUGCUCUUCCCGGAGAUGCCUCUGCGCUCGGUGUGGAGCUGCCCACGCGGACACGAGCCGGCUGCAGCACUUGCUUUAAGGCUGACAGGGCCUCAACAUCACCCUUCCCCAGCUCGUAGGGUCGUGCUGGGACCCCUGCCCUCAGCACCACUCCCGGCAUUCCGGCACAGCCCCCUCGCCAGGCUCGGGCCAGCCUGUCCUGCCAGACCUUAUUGCUUUAUUUCAAGGGCUGUUGGGUCAGAGCAGCAGGAGCUGACGUGAGAGCAAUAGCUCCUUGUUUUUUUUGGUCCUGACCUGCUUUAGGGAGGUUGGAGGAGUAUUUCCAGCUGAUGGAGUGGGCUCACCAAAACACCCACUCUGUGGCCGCGUUGUGGGGAUGUGGCAGCCCUGGGUACCGGCAGGCGUUUCCCCGGGGCCAGCAGCACCCUCGCCCUCGCCUCACACGGGGGUUUCGGCUCGCCCAGGCAGCUGCUCCUGUUGAUUCAGCAGCUGCUGUGCAAAACAUUGUAAAGCAACAAUUAGUGGGAGUGCUUGGCCAGGCUGGUAAUUGUGGCUGUUAAUUAGUGGUGGAACAAGAACAAGGCUCCCCCUCCCCUCGAUCUCCCUGGUCGGGCAGGGAUGUGGGGGCUGAGAGGUCCUGGCUGGGUGGGCAUCGUCCCCAUCCAGGAUGCCAAAAGCACUUUGGCUUUUGCACGGUCCUCUCCUUGACUCUUGGUGUGACAGCAGGGAGAUGGGCAGGUUUUUCGGGAUUAGGGAAUGUGCCCACACCCCACAGGAUGGGACUCCCCGGGAGCGCCUGGGGAGAGGAGAUCAGCCAGGGAGUCCUUCCCCUUCACCUCCCCAUUUCACCCUCAUCAGAUGUCUCCAGAACCCCACUGAAAAAAAUGAGUUAGAGAAAAGAAAAAAAAAAAAAGGCAGAGCAGGCGGCGAGGGAUGUUAGGGAGAGUUUUUUCCCUCCUUGGCAGGACGGACUGUCCCAAACACACCGUGGGACGGGCACUUGGAGCCAAGAACGAGGUGCCUGCCUGCGGUUGGCCUGGGGCCAAGGGCUUCCCCACUGAUUUCGUGUCUUCUGUGCUGUAAAAUGGCAAAGUAUUAGGUCCCAAACGUGUUUCUCGCUCCCCGUGGGUUGUAGCUGGCUCCUCAAACAUCUCCUUUGUGCCUGGAGGGGAUGGAUCAGUGCCCACCAGCUCCCACCUCUGUUUUUGAGGGGCACGGUUGUCACCGGCCUGUCAUCAUCCCGCCUGGCAGCUCAAGUCCCCAUCCCCUGCAGUUAACCAGGCCAUCUCAUUGCUAAAUAAAUACUCAAGAUUUCAGGUCAUAACUUUCCCUUAGGCUGGCCUGAAGUGGCAAAUCCAGAGAGGCAGGGAAAGUGUUUUGGCUGUGUUUCUCCAGCAGCCUGCACGCCGCCGAAAAUAUUAUUAAACAGCUUCACCCUGCAAGAAUUUGCCAAGAAAACUAGGCAAGAGAAAUGAAAUAUGUAAAGGGUGCCAGUAAACACGAGCAGGCUGUUCCUUGCCAGCGUAAGGCUGGCGCAGCCCCGCAGGGGGCUUGCAGGGAGGGGGUAGCUCCCAGCCAGCCGGCACGGAGCUCAGCCUGGAGCCAAACCAGCCCCCGGCCGCCGGCAGCCCCCAGCCCAGCUCUGGCUGGCAGAAAGGAGCCUGGAGCUCGCUUGCCGGAGAGGAUGAGGGUGUUUUGUGAAGGAGUUGGUGGAUGUUGCACUAGAAUAAACCCACUGUCCUUCUCCGUUGGGUGGAACCACUUUUUUCCUGAUUGGUAGCUUGGAAGGGGCUGUUUGGUGCUGGGUGCUGAGCUGUGGGGCUUUGCAAGGCUGUGCGCAGUGCCGAGCUGCAGAGCGGGAGCUAUCCCAUCCCAUCCCAUCCCAUCCCAUCCCAUCC